Xiphophorus hellerii (green swordtail) is the source of this 2170-nucleotide messenger RNA. It is a transcript of the gene fgf1a, whose product is annotated as fibroblast growth factor 1a. The transcript has 3 exons. Bases 450 to 926 code for a protein of 158 amino acids. NCBI's taxonomy places the organism in Eukaryota, Metazoa, Chordata, Actinopteri, Cyprinodontiformes, Poeciliidae. Gene Ontology annotation, molecular function: growth factor activity. The record is from RefSeq and is a predicted model, not a curated record.
CACACUCGGCAAAUAAACAUAAUUGUGAAAAUAAAGAAUUAACAUUACACUGCAGCGGCAAAAUAAAGAGAAGUAAUGAAAAAAAACGAAUGUCCUUUGAAACUCACUGAUUCUAAUGAAAACAUCUGGAUUAAACAUCUGCUACAGGUAUAUUUUACAUCCAGCCUAACUAGGAACAAUGUGAAACUAAGCUUCACGUUAUCGCUAUAUCGAAAUAAAACUGGAGUAUUAAAAUGCAACAUGUUUAUACAGGUGUGUUCCAGUUAUGAACCGUUUUAGGGAGUUUUAAUCCCAGUUGAUUCAUGACGGAAGGUGCAGGUUGAGGCAGGAAUCGGGAGCGCGCUUCGCUCGCUCUCGACGACACAAACAGUAGACCACCGCAGGACGCAGACCAUCCCCCCCCCACCCCUACCUGUGACCCACCUGCUGAGCCCCGCUGUCCCCUGAGGAUGAUGGCGGAUGAAGACGCGUUCGCGGCAGAAGAGCGAGCUUUUGACGGCGGCCCCACGCUGCGCGACUACCGGCGGCCGACGCGGCUGUACUGCAUGAACGGCGGAUACCACCUCCAGAUCCUGGCCGAUGGGACGGUGCGGGGCGAGCGGGAUGAGCGGGAUGAUCACACUGUGCUGAAGCUCAAAGCCGUGGGCAGAGGCGUCGUCGUCAUCCGGGGAACGGCGGCAGAGCGAUAUCUGGCCAUGAGCGCCGAAGGCCGUCUGUACGGCUCAUCCACAGUAACAGAGGAGUGCUACUUCGUGGAGAACCUGGAGGAGAACUACUACAACACAUACAAGUCUCAGAAAUACCAGGACAGCAGCUGGUACGUCGGCCUGAAGAAGAACGGCAGAACUAAACUAGGCCCAAGAACCCACAUCGGACAGAAGGCCAUCUUCUUCAUCCCCAGACAGCUGGAGGAUUCCUGGGAUUAGUGAGCCACUCUAAUGACAGGAUGUGAGGAAUGUGGAGCUCUGAUGCAUGAGUAGUUUACCUCUAGAGUUUUAUCUUCCGUAUAAAUGAAGCUGCAUCUUUCCUAUCAACUAACAACUAUCUGAGCAACCUUUACUUAGCAGCAAUUUUACUCAGCUAAUCGAAACACAAUCUUGACUGUAUUGAUAUGAAGCACCAGUAGGUGGUGAUGCAAGAAGAUUAAAGAGAAGUGGACACGAAGAAGCCACAGACCGGAGCGGGUAGAAACCUGAGGGUAUAAUGACUGAUGCUGUUAGUUAAUAAACCAGAUAACUUUAAAAGACUUGGCUUCCUUUAUGUACUGCUGUACAAACAUUACACUGACUUCACCAAAAUUUGAAUAUCAGAUAAGACCAAUUAUAAGUGGACUUUAAGAAGUGUUUCAUUUUAUCUGAGCAUACUAGAGGGAGCAUACUAAUCUUCCCUCUAACAUGCUCAGAGGGAAGACUGCUGACUUGGCAAUUAUCCAGCAGAAAGUCUUAGACUCCCUCCACAAGGGCAUAAACUACAAAACACUAUUCCAAAUUAAGCCGGCUGUUCAUUUUGGUGGAAAGUUGAGUGGAAGGAAAAAGUGUGGGGGGAAAAAACAGGAAUAACCAAAGCCAUCAGAAGGGCUAACCACUUCCUUUUAAGAGUGUGGAGAUACAGAAGAUGUGAGUCAGUGCCUCAAGAGCCAUCAGUACCAAGACAUGAACGACAACCACAUCAGUCCUUAGCACCGCAACACAUUAAAGAUCUGCUGUUGUUGCAUCAACCUUCCAGACCACUCAGGCCUUCUGGUUCUGGAUCCCCAGAAAACAUGCAUCUCCAAAAAAUUGAGCUUCUAUGCACCAGAAAUCUAGAACAAACUUCCUGAAAAUUGUAAAACAGACGAGUUCCUUUAAAUCUAGACUAGAAACCCACCUGCUCAGAGUUGCUUUUGCACCAUAAUAAAUGAAACACUAACCAACAUUUUGAUGUUUAAUGACACUUGAAAAAAUUUACUGUUUCAAUUGUUGAUUUUUGUGUUUUUAUGAUGUAAAGCACUUUGAACUGCCUUAUUGCUGAAAUGUGCUAUACAAAUAAAAUGUAAUUCUGUUCAGCAACUUCUGAAGCAGAAAAUGCUCUUCUGUGAUAUUUUGAUUUACAUUACAUGCAAGCUGAUAGUCAGAGCCAACAGAAACUAAUACUUGAAUUUUAUCCAUGUGCAAUAAAUCUAUGAAACAUA